GGGUGCCCAGUGGUCCAGUCCAGGCUGGGGCAGCUGAAUCCUUGGCACCCAGAGCCAGGGCUGCAGGGAGCUUGACAAGCUGACUCUGUAUCAUAUGCUACCAAGAGCACCCUUGACAGCUAUGAGAACUCACUGCUUUGGGAGUCAAUUGGCUGUGCCAGGUGGGCACUGAGGAAGAUGGCUUGGAACUAGAAGAGAAUCUGCAGAUCCCAGAAUACCAGAGGCUGCUCUGGCCUGAGCCCUUGGUGUCCAGACACUUGCCUGGAGCCAGCAGAAAGGACCUCCAGAAGCCUCAGUAUCUCAGAGCAACCAUCCAGCAAAUGCUGUUUUGUGAUGGGACUCAGAGAAGCACACCAGGCGCUGGUCCCUGACUCGGCAGCAUGGAGCGGGUCCAGGAUAUCUACCGCCAGCCGCUGGUCAAUGUGAAGGGGGUCCCGCUGAUCAAGUACAUUGGAGAGAUGGUGGAGUCAAUUCAGAGCUUCCAAGCCUGGCCUGAUGACGUGCUCAUCAGCAACUUUCCCAAGUCUGGUAGCACAUGGGUAACUGAGAUCAUGGAAAUGAUCUACCAGGGUGGUAGCCUAGAGAAGUGUCACCGGGCCCCAAUUCAUGAACGGGUGCCUAUCCUUGAGUUGAAAUGGCCAGGGCUUUCCACAGGUAUAGAAAUUUUGAAAGAUACACCUGCCCCUCGGCUCCUCAGAACACACUUGCAACUGACCCUGCUUCCCCAAAGUUUUCUGGAUCAGAAGGUGAAGGUGAUCUAUGUUGCCCGCAACGCAAAGGACGUGGCUGUCUCCUUUUACAACUUCUACAAAAUGGCCAAGGGACACCCUGAACCUGGCACUUGGGACAACUUCCUGGAGAAGUUCAUGGAUGGACAAGUGUCCUUUGGGUCAUGGUACCAGCAUGUGCUGGAGUGGGGGGAGCUGAGCCGCACCCACCCUGUGCUCUACCUCUUCUAUGAAGAGCUGAAGGAGAACCCCAAAAGGGAGAUUAAAAGGAUCCUGGAGUUUCUGGGGCGCUCCCUGUCAGAGGAGACAGUGGAUCACAUCGUCCAGCACACAUCCUUCAAGGAGAUGAAGAAGAAUCCCAUGACUAACUACACCACCAUACCAACUGAGAUAAUGGACCACAGUGUUUCUGCCUUCAUGAGGAAAGGCAUCGUGGGGGACUGGAAGUCUGUCUUCACUGUGGCCCAGAAUGAGCGCUUUGAUGCCCACUAUGCUAAGAAGAUGGCAGGCUGCAAGUUCAACUUCCGUUGGCAGCUCUGAGUGGUGUCGUGGGGAGCCACUGCAGGGGGAGCAUGGGCACAAGCCUGACCCAUGACCUCAGGAAUAAAACAUGAUGUGUCCAUCAA
Molecule: messenger RNA, 1354 nt
Organism: Marmota monax (woodchuck)
Lineage: Eukaryota; Metazoa; Chordata; Mammalia; Rodentia; Sciuridae
Product: sulfotransferase 1A1
Exons: 9
Coding region: 381-1268 (295 amino acids)
Biological process (GO): sulfation
Cellular component (GO): cytoplasm
Molecular function (GO): sulfotransferase activity
Source: RefSeq, a predicted model, not a curated record